CGACACCCACCAUGCCUGAUACCGAUCCUCCAUUCCCAUCCUUUGCCAACCUCGGCGCCUCGCCACCCAAGGAUUUCGACGUCCAAACUGUUGCGCGCGACUGGAUCAGCGCCUUUGCCGGUUCUAUCGAUAACCGUGACGUGCACAGCCUCGUCUCCUCGUCCCUGCAUGUCGAGUCGUGGUGGCGAGACGUGUUUGCACUGACCUGGGACAUGCGCACCUUCCAAGGCCGCGCCAAGAUCGAGACGUUCCUCAAUGACCGCUUGGCAGAGACGGGCUUCAGCAAAGUCGAGUUUAUCAAGGCGUUCUUCCAGCAAGUCGCGCCCGACGUCGCCUGGAUCCUUAUCCGCUUCUCAUUCGAGACCGCAGUCGCCAUUGGAGUGGGUGUCGCGCGGCUUGUGUAUUGCGCCGACUCGGUGUGGCGGGCGGUGACAGUGUCGACGGAGCUUGAUGGGUUGAAGGGCCAUCCGGAGCUAACGAGUGCAGACCGCGACUUCCGGGUUAACCAGGGCAACUGGGCUGAGGAGAGGAAGAGGGAGGUCGAAUUCGUUGACAAAGACCCGGAGGUAGUGAUUAUUGGCUGCGGACAUUCCGGACUGGAGGUCGCGGCUCGAUUGAAGCAUCUGAGAGUCAGCUACCUUGCUAUCGAGAAACACGCUCGGAUUGGAGAUAACUGGAGGACGCACUACGAUAUCUUGACCCUUCAUAACCCCCUAUGGUCUAACCAUAUGCCGUACCUCCACUUUCCUACCUCUUGGCCAGUUUUUCCUUCUGCGAAGCAGGUGGCAAAUUGGCUAAAGUUUUACGCCGAAGCACUCGAGCUGAACGUCUGGCUUUCGUCUGAGGCCGUUAGUGCGGUCCGUAACAAGGCCACAAACAAGUGGGACGUAGUAGUCCGGCGUGGGGAUGGGUCGUUCCGGACGCUGCACGUAGACCACGUCGUGAUGGCACAGGGCUUUCCAUCCAAGAAGACGGCGUUUCCUGGACAGGAGGAUUUCGGAGGACAGAUCGUGCACUCGAGCGAGUUCAAAUCAGCCAAAGUCUUUGUAGGCAAGAAGGUUGUGAUUAUUGGGGCUUGUACAUCGGCGCACGAUAUUGCUUCAGACUGCGCAGAUCACGGUGUAGAUGUGACGAUGGUCCAACGCAGCGCGACGUACGUCAUGUCCGUCCAGAAGGGUGUUCUUGCCUUUCUUUCGGCAUCGGAAUGGGAACGAGCACCGAUCGAGGAGGUUGAUAGCAUCAGGAUGUCGAUGCCCUUCCACUUCCAGAAAGACCUCGCCCAGCGCGGGGCGGCAAUGGUUCAGCAUGUGGACAGAGAGAUGCUCGAAGGCCUAAAGAAGGUCGGAUACAAGCUCAACAACGGCAAAGACAAUACCGGUGUGCUCUACCUGGUUCUCGACCGCGGCGGAGGAUACCACUAUGAUGCUGGUGCCUGCCAGAAGAUCAUCGACGGAAUGAUCAAGAUGAAGUCUGGUACUGAGGUCGACAGGAUCACCAAGACCGGCGUCGCUUUUAAGGAUGGAAGCGAGCUGCCUGCGGACAUCAUUGUUGUCGCCACGGGCCUGGAUGACUUCCGCGUGCCGCUUCACAGACUGCUCGGCGAGGACGUCGCCGCGCAAAUUCCGCCUAUGUGGGGUCUGAAUGAGGAAGGCGAACUGCAGGGCCCCUGGCGCGAGCCCGAAAGCUUGCCCGGCGUGUGGCCUAUAAUGGGCAAUUUCGCCUGGUCUCGCUACUUUUCUAAGAUGAUAGCGUUGCAGAUCAAGGCGAAACAGAAGGGACUGUAUGGGACACGCUAUGCAGCGCCGGACUCUUAGCGGCCUGGUACGGAUGUCAUUUUGGCUCGAUAUACCCUGUAACAUCAGUUCAAUCUUGCUGCUUACUCGUGUCUAGUUAAUAAGUCCCGAUUUUCAGGAGCUCUCUGUCUUCAAGGACGAGGCUUCAGGAACUUGAAGUUCUCUC
Molecule: messenger RNA, 1959 nt
Organism: Phanerochaete carnosa HHB-10118-sp
Lineage: Eukaryota; Fungi; Basidiomycota; Agaricomycetes; Polyporales; Phanerochaetaceae
Exons: 13
Coding region: 12-1814 (600 amino acids)
Molecular function (GO): flavin adenine dinucleotide binding; monooxygenase activity
Source: RefSeq, a predicted model, not a curated record